Molecule: messenger RNA, 1215 nt
Organism: Pteropus alecto (black flying fox)
Lineage: Eukaryota; Metazoa; Chordata; Mammalia; Chiroptera; Pteropodidae
Gene: ANKRD2
Product: ankyrin repeat domain 2
Biological process (GO): regulation of transcription by RNA polymerase II
Cellular component (GO): nucleus
Molecular function (GO): RNA polymerase II-specific DNA-binding transcription factor binding
Source: RefSeq, a predicted model, not a curated record
UGGGCCGGUGAGCUCAUGGCAAAGGCGCCCAGCAGGGCGGGGGUGGGUGCCCUGGUCUAUAAAGCCCCCAUGGCCCCGUGGCCUGCAGAGGCGGUUACAGACGGCACCAUGGCGGGCACCGAGGCAGUGCAGAGGGCCACAGAACUUAUCGAGCAGCGGCUGGCGCAGGAGGAGGAGAAUGAGAAACUCCGAGGAACCACCCACCAGAAGCUGCCCAUGGAUCUGCUGGUGUUGGAGGAUGAGAAACACCAUGGGGCUUCGAGUCUGGCUGUACAAAAGGUUAAGGGCCAAGAGCGUGUGCGCAAGACAUCCCUAGACCUGCGGAGGGAAAUCAUCGAUGUGGGUGGGAUCCAGAACCUGAUCGAGCUUCGGAAAAAACGAAAGCAGAAGAAGCGAGAAGCCGCGGCCGCCCAGCAGGAGCCGCCUGCAGAACCCGAGGAGAUUACCGGUGCUGUGAGCGAGGAGACAUUCCUGAAAGCCGCGGUAGAAGGAAAAAUGAAGGUCAUUGAGAAGUUCCUGGCCGACGGGGGUUCCCCAGAUACCUGCGAUCAGUUCCGCCGGACAGCACUGCACCGAGCUUCCCUGGAGGGCCACAUGGAGAUCCUGGAGAAGCUUCUGGAGAGUGGGGCCACUGUGGACUUUCAGGAUCGGCUGGACUGCACAGCCAUGCAUUGGGCCUGCCGCGGGGGCCACUUGGAGGUGGUAAAACUCCUGCAAAGCCGAGGCGCAGACACCAAUAUGAGAGACAAGCUGCUGAGUACUCCCCUGCAUGUGGCAGUCCGAACAGGACGCGUGGAGAUUGUGGAGCACUUUCUAUCCCUGGGUUUGGACAUCAAUGCCAAAGACAGAGAAGGGGACAGUGCCCUGCAUGACGCCGUGAGGCUCAACCGCUACAAAAUCAUCAAAAUGCUACUCUUACACGGGGCUGACAUGAUGACCAAGAACCUGGCAGGAAAGACCCCCACGGACCUGGUGCAGCUGUGGCAAGCUGACACCCGGAGUGCUCUGGAGCACCCCGAGCCAGGGUCAGAGCAGAACGGGCUGGAGGGGGCUGCUGAGAGUGGGCUGGAGACUCCCCCACCUGUGCCAGCCCAGUAAACUUCUGCCCCAGCCCAGCUCUGCACCUGGCCUGUCCCUUGCUUAUAGCUGGAAGGUCAUAAAAAUGGCCCCAGACGUGAGCUAUUCCUCUGUAAAAGACCCAGGAGCCCCCCACAA